Solanum dulcamara is the source of this 3582-nucleotide messenger RNA. Its product is annotated as LRR receptor-like serine/threonine-protein kinase ERL1. The record is from RefSeq and is a predicted model, not a curated record. Gene Ontology annotation, biological process: protein phosphorylation. Lineage: Eukaryota; Viridiplantae; Streptophyta; Magnoliopsida; Solanales; Solanaceae. Gene Ontology annotation, molecular function: ATP binding; receptor serine/threonine kinase binding; protein kinase activity. Bases 94 to 3267 code for a protein of 1057 amino acids. The transcript is spliced from 27 exons.
AAGUAACUUUUAUAAGAAGACGUAGUAAAUAAAAAUAAUUUAUUAAAUUAAAAUAAUACUUAUACUUAUAUAGGAGAGGAGAGUGCAACUACCAUGGGGAGUUUCUGUGCUGACAUUAAAAACACAGACACACACUUUGCAUUUCAUAUUCACUCCCUCUCACUUCACGCCAAAUGCCUGCUCUUCUUCUUCUACGUCUUCUCUCUCAUUCACAUAACACACAUUCUUGUACUAACUCUGCAUCAUAAACUCUACACCACUUCAUCUUCUUCUUCUUCUUCGGUCAUAUUGCCCUUAAAUUCCACCUAUUUCUGUCUCCCACCAUUUAUUUAUAGUUUCUCAAGGAUAAUGGAGGUGAGCGUGAAGAUGAAAUUCCGCUCACAACUACUACUGUUCGCUAUAUUGCUUAUUUUACCCAUAGUUUCAGCUCUCAGCGAAGAAGGCAAGGCACUGAUGGAGAUCAAGGCAUCGUUCAGCAACAUAGCAAACGUGUUGCUAGAUUGGGAUAAUGUCCACGACGAAGAUUUUUGCUCAUGGAGAGGCGUGUUGUGUGGAAAUUUCUCCAUGUCCGUUGCUGCCCUGAAUCUAUCUAAUCUGAACUUGGGCGGGGAAAUUUCACCAGCCAUUGGAGAUUUGAAGAAUCUGCAAACUUUAGACCUUCAGGGAAAUAAAUUAACUGGUCAAGUCCCAGAUGAGAUUGGAAACUGCAUUUCACUGAUCUUUCUUGAUUUGUCAGAUAAUUUGCUUUUCGGAGAUGUACCUUUCUCAAUUUCUAAGCUCAAGCAGCUAGAGUUAUUGAGCUUGAAAAACAACCAGUUGACCGGUCCAAUCCCGUCCACAUUAACCCAAAUCCCUAAUCUAAAGACGCUUGAUCUGGCUCGAAACCAGCUCAUUGGUGAGAUACCGAGGUUGAUCUAUUGGAAUGAAGUUCUGCAAUAUCUUGGCUUAAGAGGCAACUUGUUGACAGGAACAUUGUCACCUGAUAUGUGCCAGUUGACCGGCUUGUGGUAUUUUGAUGUGCGGGGCAAUAACCUCAGCGGGACUAUUCCAGAUAAUAUUGGGAAUUGUACAAGCUUUGAGAUAAUGGAUAUCUCAUACAAUCAGAUAACUGGAGAAAUUCCCUACAAUAUUGGAUUUUUACAAGUGGCCACCUUGUCUUUGCAAGGUAAUAGCCUAACCGGUAAGAUCCCGGAAGUGAUUGGUCUAAUGCAAGCUCUUGCUGUUCUGGACUUGAGUGAAAAUGAGUUGGUGGGACCAAUUCCUCCAAUCUUUGGCAAUUUAUCCUACACUGGGAAGCUGUACCUGCACGGCAACAAACUUACAGGGCCAAUACCACCAGAGCUGGGAAAUAUGUCUAAACUUAGUUACUUGCAAUUAAAUGACAAUCAGCUAAUUGGUCAAAUUCCCCCUGAACUUGGCAAACUGGACCAGUUAUUUGAAUUGAAUCUUGCAAAUAACAAGUUGGAGGGACCAAUUCCUGAAAAUAUCAGCUCUUGCUCAGCAUUGAAUCAAUUUAAUGUUCAUGGUAACAACUUAAAUGGAUCCAUCCCUUCAGGGUUUAAGAAUCUGGAGAGCCUGACGUAUCUAAAUCUUUCAUCAAAUAAAUUUAAAGGUCACAUACCUUCUCAACUCGGGCGAAUCAUCAACCUUGAUACAUUGGAUCUCUCUGGCAACGAAUUUUCUGGGUCUAUCCCUGGUUCUAUUGGAGAUUUGGAGCAUCUUCUCACAUUGAAUCUGAGAAGCAAUCAUCUUGAUGGACAAAUUCCUGUAGAAUUUGGCAAUCUGAAAAGUAUACAGACCAUUGAUAUGUCAUGCAACAAGAUCUUUGGUGGCAUCCCAAAAGAGCUGGGACAGCUGCAGACCAUGGUAACUCUUACUUUGACAACUAACAAUCUCAGUGGAACAAUCCCUGACCAAUUGACCAAUUGUUUCAGCCUAACUAGUUUGAAUAUCUCAUACAACAAUUUCAGUGGUGUUGUUCCUCUUUCACGAAACUUCUCGCGGUUUGCACCUGACAGUUUUUUGGGGAAUCCAUUUCUUUGUGGCAACUGGAAAGGUUCAAUAUGUGACCCCUAUGCACCAAGGUCUAAUGCCUUCUUCUCCAGAACAGCUGUUGUUUGCACCGCAUUGGGUUUCAUAGCACUUUUAUCCAUGGUUAUAGUGGCUGUGUAUAAGUCCAAUCAACCACACCAGUUUCUGAAGGGGCCUAAGACCAAUCAAGGUUCCCCCAAACUCGUGGUUCUUCACAUGGAUAUGGCCAUCCAUACAUAUGAUGACAUUAUGAGGAUUACUGAGAACUUCAAUGAGAAAUUCAUAAUAGGAUAUGGUGCUUCCAGCACUGUAUAUAAAUGUGUUUUGAAAGAUUCCCGACCCAUUGCCGUUAAGCGACUUUACACUACACAUCCUCACAGCUUGCGCGAGUUUGAGACUGAACUGGAGACAAUUGGAAGCAUCAGGCACAGAAACCUUGUUAGCUUGCAUGGUUAUUCACUUUCCCCUCAUGGGAAUCUCCUUUUUUACGACUACAUGGAGAAUGGUUCACUCUGGGAUCUACUUCAUGGGCCAUCCAAAAAGGUCAAACUUGACUGGGAAACACGUCUGAGAAUUGCUGUUGGAGCUGCGCAGGGUCUUGCUUAUCUUCACCAUGAUUGCAACCCAAGAAUCAUCCACAGAGAUGUAAAAUCUUCAAACAUUCUGGUGGAUGAAAAUUUUGAGGCUCAUCUUUCUGAUUUUGGGGUUGCAAAAUGCAUCCCUACUGCAAUAACUCAUGCAUCAACUCUGGUGUUGGGCACCAUAGGCUACAUUGAUCCUGAGUAUGCCAGGACUUCCAAGUUAACUGAAAAGUCAGACGUCUACAGCUUUGGCAUUGUUCUCCUAGAGCUUUUGACAGGAAAGAAACCGGUUGAUAAUGACUUGAACUUGCAUCAGCUGAUAUUGUCAAAAGCGGAUGAUAACACUGUGAUGGAAGCUGUUGAUCCUGAGGUAUCUGUUACAUGCAUGGAUUUAAUGCACGUGAGGAAGACUUUUCAGCUUGCGUUGCUGUGCACAAAAAGAUUCCCAUGUGAGAGGCCAACUAUGCAUGAGGUUGCUAGGGUACUUGUUUCCUUGCUUCCUCCCCCACCAACCAAACCUUGUUUAGCCCCUCCCAUUGAUUAUACGAAGUUUGUGAUUGGGAAAGGACUACCGCAAGUCCAGCAGGGUGACAAUUCCUCCGAAGCACAGUGGCUUGUUAGAUUUCAAGAAGCUAUAUCCAAAAACACCCUUUGACUUGGGUUCAAAGACACUUCAUAUCAAAUCAGGAGUGAAUGUGGAACAUAUGUUGGCCGAAGUUUUUUUGAUGUUAGAGAUUUCCCCUAAAAGAUGGUUAGGCACACGGUAUGGCUAAAGUCUAUUUCACAUUUGUAGAUUGAAUGUUUUAUGGUGGAUGAGAUCCACAAUAGGUUAGAUCUACAGCCAGUGCAGUUCAACUUAAAUGUGUUGAGAUCUAUUUCCUACAUGAACUUGAUGUUUUUUGUCCAUGUAUAGAGCUAAAACAAUAUAAGUUAAUUACAUUAAACUUAGCAAUUAGUAUGCAUUCCCGGA